Molecule: messenger RNA, 6081 nt
Organism: Nannospalax galili (Upper Galilee mountains blind mole rat)
Lineage: Eukaryota; Metazoa; Chordata; Mammalia; Rodentia; Spalacidae
Gene: Nhs
Product: NHS actin remodeling regulator
Exons: 9
Coding region: 423-5369 (1648 amino acids)
Biological process (GO): cell differentiation; lens development in camera-type eye
Source: RefSeq, a predicted model, not a curated record
CACACACACACAGACACAGACACACACACACACACACGCCCAUUUAUAUAGGCGGCGGCGGCGGCGGCGGCAGUGGCCAGGGCGGCGGCGGCGAGCGCAGAAACGAUGGAGCUGAGCCAGCUGACCCCGGUUGGAAGCAAGUGAGGAGAAGCCAGGCGCAUCCCGGGGUUUCUGUGUCCAGCGCUUGUCAUCCUUCCUAGAGAACCGUGCACCAGGAGGAGGAAGACUGGUCAGACUAUCUGCCAGGGAGAGGGCGGAGAAGAGGAGGAGGCCAGGUGAGCCGAGGAGCCCCUUGCAUAUCUGGACCGCCCGGAUCGCGCCUGGCCGGACUCCUGCCCUCUCCUUGCUCAGGUGGGCGCGCCCGGUCCGCAGCUCACCAGGGACGCUCAGGGGAACUGAAAGUCGCCGCCCGGUUGCGCGGGAUGCCUUUCGCCAAGCGGAUCGUGGAGCCGCAGUGGCUGUGUCGGCAGAGGCGCCGGGCGCCCGGCCCAGAUGAGGACGCGAGUGGAGACAGCAUAGAGCCGCCGCCGCCCCUGCAGCCGCCUGGCCGGAGGGAGGAGGCCGAGGCCCCGGGGCCGGAGGAGCCUCCUCAUGUGCCCGUGGCUCCUGAGCCUCUCCCACUGCCGCCACCUCAGCCGCCGUUGCCCGCGCCAGCAGAGCAGGCUCAGCAGCCACUCGGAGAGGCGUCAGCGGCCGGCGAGGAGAGCGUGGCGGGGGUCCCGGAGGCGGCGUCCGCAGCCGGCGAUGCAUCCUCGGCUGCGGCCGCGGCUGUGCUGCUCAUGCUGGACCUGUGUGCCGUCAGCAACGCUGCUCUGGCACGGGUCCUCCGUCAGCUCUCAGACGUGGCCCGGCACGCGUGCAGCCUCUUCCAGGAGCUUGAGAACGAUAUCCAGCUUACUCACCGCCGAGUCUGGGCGCUGCAAGGCAAGCUCGGCGGCGUGCAGCGCGUCCUCGGCACGUUGGACCCCAAGCAGGAGGCAGUGCCUGUCUCCAACCUGGACAUCGAGAGCAAGUUAAGCGUAUAUUACCGUGCACCAUGGCACCAACAGCGAAACAUCUUCCUUCCAGCUACCAGGCCACCCUGUGUGGAGGAGCUGCACCGCCAUGCCAGACAAAGCCUGCAGGCCCUACGCAGAGAACACCGGAGUCGGAGUGAUCGCCGAGAGCAGAGGGCUGCUGCUCCUCUUUCCAUAGCUGCUCCACCACUGCCAGCCUACCCUCCAGCUCAUAGCCAGAGGAGGCGUGAGGCAAAGGACCGCCACUUCCUAACAUUUAACAGCACCCGUUCGCCCUCCCCCACUGAGUGUUGCCACAUGGCCCCAUGGAGUAGAAAGUCCCACUCCCCAGAGGAUGAAGAUACAGAUGUUAUGUUAGGGCAGAGGCCAAAAAACCCAAUACACAAUAUCCCCUCUACACUGGACAAGCAGACCAACUGGAGCAAAGCACUACCUCUCCCAACACCCGAGGAGAAGAUGAAACAAGAUGCCCAAGUCAUUUCUUCUUGCAUUAUUCCCAUCAAUGUCACUGGAGUUGGUUUUGACAGAGAGGCUAGUAUCCGCUGCUCUCUUGUUCAUUCACAAUCCGUACUGCAGCGAAGACGAAAACUGAGGAGAAGGAAAACCAUCUCGGGCAUUCCCAGAAGAGUUCAACAAGAAAUAGAUUCUGAUGAAUCGCCAGUGGCCAGGGAAAGGAAUGUGAUUGUGCACACAAACCCAGACCCCUCCAACACUGUCAACAGGAGAUCUGGAACCAGGGACUCUGAGUGCCAAACUGAGGAUAUUCUGAUUGCCGCCCCGUCCAGAAGGAGAAUCAGAGCUCAGAGGGGCCAAAGCAUCGCAGCUUCCCUUUCUCAUUCUGCCGGCAACAUUUCUUCACUGGCCGACAAAGGCGACACUAUGUUUUCUCCUGCAGUAAGCAGCCGCACAAGAUCUCGGAGCCUUCCUCGGGAGGGGAACAGAGGUGGAGAUGCUGAGCCCAAAGUUGGUGCUAAACCCUCAACAUAUGAAGGAGAGCCAUUUGUGGCUGACCACGAAAGAACCCCUAAUGAUUGCAGUGAAGCCCCAAUCAGCCCGAAUACACAGGAACACCAGCCUGCUUUGGGCCUGGCCUGUUCUCAACAUCUUCACAGCCCCCAGCACAAGUUAAGCGAGAGAGGGAGGUCUCGUCUGUCCCGAAUGGCUGCUGACUCCGGAAGCUGUGACAUCUCCUCCAACUCAGAUACCUUUGGGAGCCCCAUCCACUGUAUUUCCACUACUGGUGUCCUCCUUAGCAGCCACAUGGACCAGAAAGAUGACCACCAGUCAUCCAGUGGUAACUGGAGUGGGAGCAGCUCCACAUGCCCCUCACAGACCUCAGAAACCAUCCCUCCUGCAGCUUCUCCUCCCCUCACUGGCUCAUCCCACUGUGACUCAGAAUUGUCACUGAACACAGCUCCUCAUGCUAAUGAGGACACCAGUGUCUUUGUGGCAGAACAGUACAGUGACCACUUGGAUAAAGUAAGAGGACACCGGGCAAACUCCUUCACUUCUACUGUUGCGGAUCUGCUGGAUGACCCCAACAACAGCAACACAAGUGAUAGUGAGUGGAAUUAUAUGCACCACCACCAUGAUGCAUCUUGCCAUCAAGAUUUUAGCCCUGAGCGUCCCAAGGCAGAUAGCCUAGGAUGCCCAAGUUUCACAAGCAUGGCUACUUAUGACAGCUUUCUGGAAAAGUCUCCAUCAGACAAAGCAGAUACCAGCUCUCACUUCUCAGUGGACACAGAAGGAUACUAUACUUCCAUGCACUUUGAUUGUGGUCUCAAAAGUAACAAGAGUUAUGUCUGUCACUAUGCAGCCAUGGGCCCAGAGAAUGGCCAGGGUGUGGGGGUUCCUCCUUCUCUUCCAGACUGCACAUGGCAGGACUACUUGGACCACAGGAGGCAGGGGAGACCAAGCAUCUCUUUUAGGAAACCAAAGGCAAAACCAACUCCACCUAAACGUAGCUCAUCAUUGAGAAAGUCCGAAGGAAAUGCAGAGGUUCCUGAGAAGAAAGAACCAAAGAUAAGCAGUGGUCAGCAUCUGCCUCAUAGUUCCAGGGAAAUGAAGUUGCCUCUUGAUUUCUCCAACACUCCUUCUCGAAUGGAAAAUGCCAAUCUUCCUGCCAAGCAGGAAUCUUCUUGGAUAAACCAGAGUGAACAUGGUGUUAAAGAACCUCAGUUGGAUACUACAGACAUUCCACCAUUCAAAGUUGAAGGUGCUGAAUCAACUCACUAUGCAGACCUCUGGCUUUUAAAUGACUUGAAAACAAAUGAUCCUUAUAGAUCCUUAUCUAACUCAAGCACGGCUACAGCUACCACAGUUAUUGAAUGCAUCAAAUCCCCCGAGAGCUCUGAAUCCCAAACAUCCCAAUCAGAAUCAAGGGCAACCACUCCAUCUCUUCCUUCUGUUGACAAUGAAUUUAAACUGGCUUCACCAGAAAAACUGGCAGGCUUGGCAUCUCCAUCAAGUGGCUAUUCAAGCCAAUCUGAAACACCAACUUCCUCAUUCCCUACAGCUUUCUUUUCAGGUCCACUGUCUCCUGGAGGUAGCAAAAGAAAACCUAAAGUUCCAGAAAGGAAAUCUUCCUUACAGCAACCCUCUUUAAAAGAUGGAGCCCUAUCACUGAGCAAAGAUUUGGAACUUCCAAUCAUACCUCCUACCCAUCUUGACCUAAGUGCUCUUCAUAGUGUUUUGAACAAACCAUUCCACCACCGUCAUCCACUGCAUGUUUUUACUCAUAAACCGAAUACAGUAGGAGAAAUCCUGAGGUCAAAUCCUCCACCAUCCCUUGCAAUUACACCAACAGUCUUGAAAUCUGUUAACCUUAGGUCUGUCAGUAAGUCUGAAGAAGUUAAACAAAAAGAAGGUAACAAUACAGAUCUCCCCUACUUAGAAGAAAGUGCUGUCACAAUGGCUGCCUUGUCUCCUGGUAAGAUUAGGCCACACACAGCAAAGAAAUCAAUACUGCAGCAGUACUCUACUGAAGACACUCUACUGUCCUUUUUAGACUCCUCUGUAGUUGAGAUGGGACCAGAUAAACUACAUUUGGAAAGGAAUCCUACUUUUGAUGUGAAGAGUCAGUGUGAUCCAGAAACUGUAACCUCAGCCAGUAGCAAUCUUCGAGAUUCAAAUGUGAUGAAAGACCAAACACAGAUAGAGAGUGAGCCUAUUCCAGAAAACAUAUCAAGUAAAAACUGCGGGUUUUCUACAGAAGGAUUUCAAAGCGUGUCUGCUGCACGCCCCAAUGAUUUAGGCUGUAAAAUCAUGCAGUAUGGAGCUGGUCUAGAUGGAGCCCUAGAACAAGCACAGAAGGCAUCCUCUGGAAUUCAGGAAGAAGUUGGACAGCCAGAAUCUGUGGAUGGACUCACAUUUCAAUCUAACUCACCAACUGGAGUAACAGACAUAAGCAGUCAACGUAAGCAUCAACUACUUAUGAGCCGCCACCAGAACAAAGUGCCUGUGACUCUCCGCUAUGAAUCAGAGAUAUCAACUGUAAAUUCAUUCCCCGAGAAAUGUUCUGAAUGGGAAAAUAUUGCUUCAGGUAUUUCACCCAAAAGUGCCUCUGAUAACAGCAGAGCAGAGGAGACCCAAAGAUGUAUGGAUGAGACUUCAUUGAAAGAAUUAUCACCAAGCGAUGACGCCAUCAUUUCACCACUUAGUGAAGACUCUCAAGCUGAAGCAGACGGUGUGUUUGUGUCUCCAAACAAACCUCGAACAACUGAAGAUCUAUUCGCUGUCAUUCACAGAUCCAAGAGGAAAGUGCUUGGCAGAAAAGAUUCCGGGGACAUGUCUGUUAGAAGCAAAUCAAGAGUUCCCCUUGGCGGCGGCAGCAGCAGUGCCAGUUCUGUCACCUCAUCCAGCGGCAGUGUGACAGCUGGGAAUAGCCAGAGGUCUCCUGGUCUGAUCUACCGCAAUGCCAAAAAGUCCAACACAUCCAACGAAGAGUUUAAGCUGCUGCUCCUUAAGAAAGGCAGUCGCUCAGAUUCCAGUUACCGAAUGUCUGCCACCGAGAUCCUGAAGAGUCCGGUCCUGCCCAAGCCUCCUGGGGAACUCACUCCAGAGUCCUCACAGAGCACGGAUGAUGCCCAGCAGGGCUCUCCCGGGGCCGAGUCAUUGUCUCCUCUGUCUCCAUGUUCUCCACGAGUCAAUGCAGAAGGGUUUUCUUCGAAGAACUUUGCCACCUCAGCAUCGGCCCGAGUUGGACGCUCCCGAGCCCCACCCGUGGCCAGCAGCAGCCGGUACAGUGUCCGCUGCCGGCUGUACAAUACGCCAAUGCAGGCCAUUUCUGAGGGAGAGACAGAAAACUCCGACGGGAGCCCGCACGAUGACCGCUCCUCUCAGAGCUCCACAUAGUUUGAGCCAACCUGUACCCGAAUGUUCAGCCCCUUAGUAAUGAAAGAAUUUUGGGACACCGUGGAAGAAUUGGGGGAAGUGACAACAGGGUGGGGUAGCAUCGCAUCGCUGCUUGGCAAUGAAUUUCUAAAUAUACGCUGGGGAAACAGAACGUGGUUUAGUUUUUCUUGAUUAGUUUCCAUGUUUUAAGUAGCUAUUCUUGUCUCUCAAGGUUUUCUUUAGCAUAGUUUGAUUUGCCCGAUUUCAUUCCUUGUGAUAACAGAGAACACAAAUUAUCUAACUUUCUUGAAACUUGGACAAGUUUUUCCCAGAGCUGCCUAUUCAGAAAAUAAAGCCCUCACUGUCAUGAUUCUUUAAGAAGAUGCAAUUACUCUGGAAGUUUGGUAUUUUUUUACAUUAAAAUGAGCUAAAGCAAAAUUUAGAAGAAAGAACUACACAUAUGUAAAUACCAUAUUUUUGAUAAAAUGUGUAAAUAGAUUUAUCAAUGAGUGGACAUGUAGCCAAUUAUCUACCGUAUACCAACUGUUUAUAGAAGACACAAAAAUAAAGUGUAAUAACUGUAUUCUGUGAAUACCAUUUUCAUAUCAAAUACCAUAUUUAAAUGUCCACCAAAAUGAUUCCUGAGUGAUAAACUUCAAAAAGGAAUUUAAAACUGGUGAAAUAAUGGAAUUCUUGAGGUCAUAUACUGAAAUGUGAUUAAUUUAAAAUAUUA